GUUUUUGCAUUGGUCUGUUGCUGUUGGGCAGAGCUAAUCGAUUGGCUACUGUCUUGUUACGUAGCUAGAGUUGACAUUAGACGCCGGCGUGCAAACAUGUUAAGGUUUACAUGGGAAGGUCGGCAUAUUUGCAAGAGUUUACUGAAUUCUUUUUCAAAAACAUCAUCCCAAGGAACCAGAUACCUGCAAAAAGAGAGUCUGUGUGUACCUUGUGUGGCUCGUCACACAUCCAGCACAUCAUUGGACCAAAAUGAAUGUAGACCUAUUAAUCUACCAUCUCCGAUGACCAGAAGGACGCUGGACCCUAUGUGGUUACAUGCUGAACAAGUGGGAUAUGCUCAAAAGAGAUGCUUUAAUGUCACGCCUACAUUUGCUGGGGAGAAUGCUCUGCAGUCAGGAGAGUUUACUGAAGCUGUGUAUGAUAAAUUAGCAGAAGAAACUUUGGAUGCUCUGGCAGAAUACUUUGAAGAUCUUGCUGAUGACAACUUUACUGGAACCGACUACGAUGUUGUCUUUGCUAGUGGUGUGCUGACUGUCAAAAUAGGAGGCGACCAUGGCACGUAUGUCAUCAACAAACAAACCCCUAACCGACAGAUUUGGCUUUCGUCUCCUACAAGUGGGCCUAAACGUUAUGACUGGUCUGGUGAACGUUGGGUCUACUCACAUGAUGGAGUCACACUACAUAAGCUUCUGUCAAAUGAGUUCUCCAUCAUCUUUAAGUCUAAAAUGGACCUGUCCCACCUGAUACAUUCCCGACCAGAGGGAGUUUAGCCCACAUGCUAAUACUAUAUCCACAUAGAAACAACAGCAUACAAACUGGUUUAUUUAUCACAGGAAACUAGUUUCAUAUAUCUACAGAUUCCCACUCCCUCUAGUAGUCCAUAUAAAGUUAUAAUUUCUCAGAAUUAAUGCCUUGAAAUCAUGUUUUAAGACUGCUCUGACUUGAAGUAUGCCAGAUUGAUCAAAUGAAAGUCAUGUGUAGUUGCAGGUGGAUGUCCUAUUCUAAUAGAAUGUAUACCCAACAGCCACAUAUAUAACUCUGUUUACCACAACAGUGUACCUGUUAUGUGUAGAGUAUCAACUUUCACUGUUCAUAAGUCAGAUAAGCUGUGGGCAGGAAUCAGUCCAAAUCCAAACAUGAUUCAGCUUUGUUCUAUGCAGGUCCACAGCAACAUGCAUGCAGUAACAUUCAUUUUUGUCAGAUGGACGUCAUGCCAAUGAGUCUAUGUUGCAAUAUGUUUUCCCGGUCUGUUGGGGCGUUGCCAAAAAUAACUUAAAUAUUUCUUUUAAAACGCUGCCAGCAUCUGCACUCCAGAAAAAAGUUUUCGACGGGCCAUAAACAAGUCAGUCCCACGAUUUUCAUUUAAUGUAUUUUUUCCCCCGUAGAAUCAUUCAAGCCCAGCCUGCUCUAGUAUAUACAGGACAGAGGGGGAUUACAUGAGGCAGAUGGUUAGGGGAGACCUCUUCUAUAAGCCCCUGGGUUCAUUCUUAUUCAAACAUUCAUGAGGAUGCCAGGCGGGAAUCUUUUGCUUUAGCCGGUUUUAGCCUCUGCACAUAUCUACUUCUGUCCUUUAUACAGCCUCUUAGGAGCUUGUCUUACAAAUAAACAAGUUUUGUUGUGAUUCUGGAGUAUUUGAUAAGUUGAAUUACUGAUACAUGUUAGGUGGACUGCACACUGGGAAACUGUUCACCUUCAUCCUAAAGCUAUUCUUACCAGAAUACAAACUGUAUCACAAAGUACCACUAACCAAUGUAGUCAUUAUGCCAUACCUUCUCAGGUUUUGCAGAGUUAUUUUGUACCUUUGGUUGUAUACAUUAUUGCUGAUUCUAUGAAUGUGAGUAAAGAAUACUUGUUUAUCUGUG
This is a messenger RNA of Clupea harengus (Atlantic herring), 1863 nucleotides long. It is a transcript of the gene fxn, whose product is annotated as frataxin. Gene Ontology annotation, molecular function: ferric iron binding; 2 iron, 2 sulfur cluster binding; ferroxidase activity. NCBI's taxonomy places the organism in Eukaryota, Metazoa, Chordata, Actinopteri, Clupeiformes, Clupeidae. The record is from RefSeq and is a predicted model, not a curated record. Gene Ontology annotation, biological process: intracellular iron ion homeostasis; iron incorporation into metallo-sulfur cluster. Gene Ontology annotation, cellular component: mitochondrion.